AUGAAGGUGCAUCUGAAUCUGCUGCUUGUGCUUAUUGCCACCUCUGCGAAUGCUGGCUUCAGCGGCUGGGCAGGAGGUGGAGGUGGAGGAGGCGGACAUGGCGGAGGAGGAGGAGGAGAUAUAUCCAAAAUUGUUAAAAUAAUAAUUCCCGAAGGAGGUGGCGGAGGUGGAGGUGGGCCAUGGCAAGGAGGCGGCGGAGGUGGUGGGUGGCAAGGAGGUGGUGGAGGAGGAUGGCAAGGAGGCGGCGGUGGUGGUGGAGAUGCACCUGUUAUAAAAAUCGUUAAAGUGGAAGGAGGCGGUGGUGGCCACGGCGGUGGAGGCGGCGGCGGGCAUGGAGGUGGAGGCGGCGACGACGCUCCCAUCAUUAAAAUUGUUAAAGUCCAAGGUGGAGGUGGUCACGGAGGUGGUCAUGGAGGUGGUCACGGAGGUGGUGGAGGAGGUGCCCCUAUAAUCAAAAUUGUUAAAGUCGAAGGAGGUGGAGGUGGUGGAGGACAUGGACAUGGAGGCGGCGGAGGGGGAGGAGGACAUGGAAGUGGCGGUGACUUCAAUGUCGUCAAGAUAAUUAAACUCCAAGGAGGAGGCGGAGGCGGAGGAUGGCAAGGAGGAGGCGGAGGCGGAGGAUGGCAAGGAGGUGGCGGAGGUGGUGGUGGUGGAUGGCAAGGAGGUGGUGGUGGUGGUGGGGGUGUCGGAGGCGGCUAUGGAGGAGGCGGCUGGUCAGGUGGUGGUGGCGGUGGCUGGUCAGGAGGCGGUGGAGGCGGAGGAGGAGGAAUAAAAGUUAUCAAAGUAAUUGUGCCCAGCGGAGGCGGCGGCGGUGGAGGACCAUGGCAAUCUGGAGGUGGACUAAGUGGAGGACCAUGGCAGUCCGGUGGUGGACUUGGUGGAGGUUUGAGCAGUGGACCAUGGCAAUCAGGAGGUGGCCUCAGCAGCGGAGGCCCGUGGCAAUCCGGUGGAGGACUUAGCAGUGGACCAUGGAAAUCUGGUGGAGGUCUUAGUCUCGGAGGAGGUUUGAGCAGUGGACCAUGGAAAUCGGGAGGUGGCCUCAGCAGCGGAGGACCAUGGCAAUCCGGUGGAGGACUGAGCAGUGGACCAUGGAAAUCGGGAGGUGGCCUCAGCAGCGGAGGACCAUGGCAAUCCGGUGGAGGACUUAGCAGUGGACCCUGGAAAUCUGGUGGAGGUCUCAGCCUCGGCGGAGGCCUGAGCAGUGGACCAUGGCAAUCCGGAGGUGGUCUCAGCAGUGGCCCAUGGAAGUCUGGUGGUAGUCUUGGAAGCGGAUGGUCUGCUGGAUAUGGAAGCGGGGGCUCCGGUGGUGGUGGCCAAAUUGUGAAAAUAAUCAAAGUUAGCGGAGGAAGCGGAGGUGGAAAUCCAUGGCAGUCAGGCGGUGGUGGAAACCCAUGGCAAUCAAGCGGAGGAGGAAAUCCAUGGCAAUCUGGUGGAGGUGGCGGAGGUAGUGGAUGGUGGUAAACUCAAAUAAUAUAAUUUUAAGAAUAAUUUUAUUUUACACGAAUUCUUGUUAUAACUUUCAU
This is a messenger RNA of Agrilus planipennis (emerald ash borer), 1523 nucleotides long. Its product is annotated as glycine-rich cell wall structural protein-like. The transcript is spliced from 9 exons. NCBI's taxonomy places the organism in Eukaryota, Metazoa, Arthropoda, Insecta, Coleoptera, Buprestidae. The record is from RefSeq and is a predicted model, not a curated record. Bases 1 to 1461 code for a protein of 486 amino acids.